Liolophura sinensis is the source of this 2291-nucleotide messenger RNA. RefSeq names its product protein GDAP2 homolog. The coding region runs from base 345 to 1880 and encodes 511 amino acids. The transcript is spliced from 13 exons. NCBI's taxonomy places the organism in Eukaryota, Metazoa, Mollusca, Polyplacophora, Chitonida, Chitonidae. The record is from RefSeq and is a predicted model, not a curated record.
AGGUCAGUUGAUGCUGUUGUUAGCGCACAGGCUAAAAGUUAGCAGAUAAUGAUAAAAACGAGGAAGUAAGUCAUCUCUAGCAUUUGUGACAAAGCCUGUGAAGAUUUUACAACAGUUGUCAAACGAACUGUUGAGUAUUGCAGCUGGGAAGUUACAAAAAGUGUAAGAUAUUCCGAUGGUAUCAGCCAGUGAUCAGCUGAUGUUUCGAUGGUGAUCGCGAUAGAUCUUUAUUCCAUCCCACUAGACUGAGUCACAGUUGACAAGGGUUUCUUAGUGUACUAUAGUAAGGAACUUUACCCAAGAGACGGAAUCAAGCUAAUCUAUCUGGAGGAAGAAGAAGCAGAAUGAGUUCAGAUCCUGAUCCACUUGGAGCCAGACAUGAAGUGGUAGAAGUCGAUCAGUUGACGAGAUGGAACUUCACACAACUCCCCGAAUAUAAGGAGAAGACUGAAGCUGAAAAGGCUCAACCCAGCCCAUUUCCCUGGAGGAACGACCUGAAUUCCAAAAUUGUUCUGUGGGAAGGGGAUCCCACAUUACUGAAUGUCCAUGCUUUGGUGAACUCUUCAAAUGAAGCUCUCAAUGACAAAAAUUCUCUGUCUGAUCGGAUAUUCAGAAAAGCUGGCAAACAACUGACCCAGGAAGUGAACACAAACCUUAAAGGUUGCAGAACAGGGGAAGCCAAAAUCACGAAAGGUUACGGGCUGCUAGCGCGAUAUGUAAUCCAUACAGUAGGCCCGCGUUACAACGUUAAAUACUUGACAGCGGCUGAGAGCGCCCUCUAUAAUUGUUACAGAAAUGUUCUACAAUUGUCAAAGGAAAAUGGUAUCCGAUCUCUAGCCCUAUGUAAUAUACACACAUUACGGAGGGGGUAUCCUUUGGAAGAUGGAGCACACAUAGGCACAAGAACAGUGCGAAGGUUUCUGGAGAAGUAUGGAGACAGUUUUGACACAAUUAUAUUUGUGAUGACAGAAGAGUCUGCAAAGGAGAUAUAUCGUCAGGUAUUGCCGCUCUACUUCCCCCGUAACCAUGAGGAAGAGGUGUUUGCUGUCAGCCACCUGCCCCCUGACCUGGGUAACGAGGACGGAGAACCUGUCAUACCUGACAGGCAGAUUAGGAUUCUGGAUAAGCCUACCUUUGCUGCGUACAAGAGUCGUGAAAAUGACUUUGAGGAGACGAUAGACCUGAACCAGGCAUUUGGCACGUCAACAGCUCUCGAUGUUGGCCAUCAUCCUUUUGCCAAGAUGGAGUCAGAUGUGGACAAAGAGAAAAAAACUGCUGUGUUGUACGGCAAGAAUGUGCGGGAACAGCAACUGCUGGAGCAAAAGAGAAGAUAUGAACGUUUAUUGAAAAGAGCGCGGACAUGUGACCUGUCCCAGAUAGCUGCUCUCCGAUGCCUGUAUUUAUCAGGAGUUGAUCGUUAUGGCAGACACGUUGUCGUGUUCAUUGGAAAACAUUUUUGCUCUGAGGAAAUAGACCUGGACAAGGCCCUGUUGUAUUUUCUCCAUGUGAUGGACCCUGUAGUGGACAAGGAGUAUGUCAUUGUGUACUUCCACACCCUGACCACAGCUAGGAACAGGCCUGAGUCUGGCUUCAUGAAAGAUAUAUACUCUCUGGUUGAUUACAAAUAUAGAAAAAACUUGAAAGCAUUUUACAUUGUUCAUCCCACAUUCUGGUCAAGAUUGUCCACAUGGUUUUUCACAACGUUUACUGCUUCUGAUAUCAAGAAUAAAGUGAAGAACCUGCCAGGGAUAGAAUACCUGUACACACGGAUUAACCCGGACCAGCUGGAUAUCCCUCCCUUUGUCAUGGAUUAUGACAUGCAGAUUAACGGCACACGCUACUAUGUGCCUUCACAACAUGACAGUGUAGACAACCUUUGACCUUCAACAGAUGACCUUUGACCUGGGUGCCCAUCAUUCGAUCUGAAUAGAUAGUUUUGGUGUGCAGUAUACCUGUAUAUUCACUACUGUGACUAUACCUGCAUAUUCACAACUGUGACUAUACCUCCAUAUUCACAACUGUGACUAUACCUGCAUAUUCACUACUGUGACUAUACCUGCAUAUUCACUACUGUGACAUAGACCAGCUUCUCUUGUUAGACUCUCAGUGUUGUAACUUAAUAUCCAUUAUCUGAUGUAAGCCUGAUAUGUAUUGGCCUGCAUGAAACCAGAAUAUAUUCCAGAGUGUCUUCACUUGCUGUUCCACGAUAGACGUAAGAAAUAUUUAAAUAGGAAAAAAUUCACUAAGAGAGAUACAUCAGGAUUGCCCAGUAUGAAAAGCUCAAUAUACCA